Molecule: messenger RNA, 1521 nt
Organism: Colletotrichum acutatum
Lineage: Eukaryota; Fungi; Ascomycota; Sordariomycetes; Glomerellales; Glomerellaceae
Exons: 4
Coding region: 1-1521 (506 amino acids)
Molecular function (GO): hydrolase activity, acting on carbon-nitrogen (but not peptide) bonds
Source: RefSeq, a predicted model, not a curated record
AUGACAACAAGCCAAGCUACGCCUCCAGCAACCGGCUCGAUCCUGCUGAAAGGCGGCACCCUACUGUUUCACAAUGAGCGAGAUGAUGUGACGCCUCUGAGGAAUACCGACAUACUUGUGCAAGGCAACCGUAUUGCCAAGAUUGGAAAAGCCAUUGCACCCCCAGCAGGAGCUCAGCUCGUUGACUGCAGCGGCAAGAUCAUUAGCCCAGGCUUUGUUGACACCCAUCAUCACCUAUGGCAGACCCAACUCAAAGGCUGCCACGCAGACCAAUCGAUCUUUGACUACAUCCCUUCAGGUUAUUGGCAAAGCCAUGUCUAUUCUCCUAAAGACAUGUUCUGGGGCCAGUUAGGUGGCGCACUAGAAGCAAUCGAUGCUGGAACAACUUUCGUACUUGAUCAUGCCCAUGGCAAUCAAACGAAUGACCAUGCUACCCAAGCGCUAUCAGCCACAAUCGCUUCAGGCAUUCGCUCAAUUUUCGCCUACUCCCAGGCCCCAUACUUCACAAAAUGGGACUCUAAAUCUUGCGAGCUAUCAAUGGACAUCAUGCCUGACUCGAGCAUGGCGCAUAUCUUUGAGCUCGCAAAAGCACAGCCCUAUGGAAAUGGGAGGGUUCAGAUCGGGUUCGGAUUUGACUAUUGGUUCCUCCCCAAAGAGGCUAUCGUAGGCAUUUUCAACGGACUUCGUCAUGCUGGCAUCAAGCUUUUUACCUCUCACUAUGCGAAAAACCCAACCUUCGCGAACCCCCUGAUCCACACUCUAGAUGCGUAUGGCCUCAUCAAGUCACCUAGUGACAUCCUGCUGUCGCACGCCACAGGCCUUGAUGCGAGCGAGAAAGCCAAACUGGCUGAAACCCAGGUUGCUGUGUCGAGCACUCCAGACACUGAAGCUCAGAUGGGCUUCGGCUGGCCACUUGCCUUCUCAUCAGGUAUUAACUACACGAUCGGUGUCGAUUGCCACACAAAUAACACAUCCUCAAUUCUGUCUCUCGCUCGAUCGGCCUUGCAGAUGGCGCGCCAACGUGAGGCACUUGCGGAGACAAAUGAGGACGGUGCUCCUCAAAAACUGAAUCUCCAGCCGGCGGGCAGCACCCAAGAUGCUUUCAACGCAGCGACCAUCAGAGGGGCGCGUGCGGUGCUUUUGGGGGACGAGAUUGGGUCCUUACAGGAGGGAAAAUUGGCCGACCUAGUCCUCUUCGAUGCAGCCGGGAGUGUGACAAUGAGUUGCGUUGCAGACUCGGAUCCUCUGACUGCGGUUGUCCGUCACAGCGAUAUUCGAGAUGUCGAGGCUGUUCUCAUAGAUGGAGUCUGGAGGAAGCAAGGAGGCAAAUUCUGCCCAGUGACCGUUGCAGAGACUGGAUCCACUUUGCAGUGGGCUGAAAUCAGGGAUAAGUUGCUUGAGAGCCAGCGGGAGAUUCAACAUCGACAGAAGAAUUUGAAUAUGGAAAAGGCGAAGGAGGCUCUUGUUGCCAUGUACCGGAUCAACACAAGCAACUUGAUCGAGAAGCCAAAAAGGACUUAG